Molecule: messenger RNA, 1809 nt
Organism: Phoenix dactylifera (date palm)
Lineage: Eukaryota; Viridiplantae; Streptophyta; Magnoliopsida; Arecales; Arecaceae
Source: RefSeq, a predicted model, not a curated record
AUGUCAACAAUUCCAUUUAUUGACAUUAGUGAAGGUCAGUCAAAGCGAAUAUGUCCAUGUGGAAGUACUGAGUGUUAUCUUUCAGAAGAAAGACAUGAGGAAAGCACUAGAAAUUUUUCCGUAUAUGAAGAUGGUGACACUAGUAUUUUUCCGUAUGCCGAACAGUCAUUCAAUAGUGAUAAUGAUGUCUAUAUGUGGUAUUCUAACUUUGCUAGAAAAAAUGGUUUUUCAAUAAGGCGGAAUCAUCUUUUAGGAGGUAAAAAUCAUCCGUUGGGAGUCUAUUGGAGGGAACUUGUUUGUCAUAGUGCUGGUAAAGCUCAGCCAAGCAAAGUGUUUGAAGUUGAACGACAAAGAAAUCGAAAAUCUUCAAGAUGUGGCUGUGGGGCAAAAAUGAUAAUAUCAAAAGACAUUGUUGAUGGGGUUUGUCAGUGGAAAGUUCCUAAAUUUGAUAAUGUUCACAAUCAUGAAUUAUUGAAAGAUAAUGAGGUUCGAUUUCUUCCGGCAUAUCGUGACAUAGAUGUCGUUGAUCAACAACGUAUUAAAAUAUUAUCAAAAGCUGGUUGUUCAAUAAAAAUCAUAAUGAGAGUUCUUGAAUUGGAAAAGGGAUUGGAACCAGGUAAUUUACCAUUUACAAAUCGGGAUGUUAGAAACUUAAUUCACUCUCAAAGUUAUCAAGGACUAGAAGAUGAUGCACUAGAACUUCUUAAGUUGUGUAAGAGUUUGAAAGACCAAGAUGCAGACUUUUGUUAUGAUUUCACAGUGGAUGAAAAUCAGAAGCUGCAACACAUUAUUUGUUCUUUUGGUGACUCUGUUCGAGCAUAUCAGAGUUUUGGUGAUGUACUUGUCUUUGAUACAACAUAUCGUGGGCGAUAUAAUGAUUUCAAGGCUGAGUUCUAUAGACUGUAUCAUUUGGAGAGUAUUGAGUAUUUUGAAAAGCAAUGGGAUAAUAUGGUUUGUCAAUUUGGACUUGCUUCAGAUAGACACAUUGGUUUAUUGUUUUCUCAUCGAGCAUGUUGGGCGCUACCAUAUUUGCGAGAUUUCUUUCUUGCCAGAAUGACAACAACUGGACGUUCAGAAUCUAUAAAUUCAUUCUUGAAAGCAUUUUUGAAUGCAAGAACAAGUCUAAAGGAUUUUGUUGAGCAGAUGGGUAUUGCUAUGAGUGUAAGAAACCGAGCUGGGGAAGAAGCAGCCAUGCAUCAAACAUAUCUCAAUCCCAGCAUAAAAACAUCUAUGCCAAUGGAAGAACAUGCCUCCAGUAUUUUCACCCCUUAUGCUUUUGAAUUGCUACAAAAUGAGAUGGUUUUGUCUUAUCAAUAUGCAGCAAUUGAAAUGAGAGCUGAAAUAUACACAGUAAGACAUUGUACGAAGAAUGAUGGGGGGCGUUUCGUGACUUGGGAUCAAAUGAAUGAGGAAAUUCAUUGCAGCUGCAAAGAAUUUGAGUUCUCAGAGUCUUCCAAGUCCAAAGGGCGUGCACAAUGUACUAAUAAAGAGUUGCAAAAACUUAUAAGCCUUAUUAGAGGCAUGCCAAUUGGCAAUGAUUCAACAUUGGAAUUGAAAAGUUGCCCAGUAGAGUCAUUAAAUCGUGAUGAUUGUCAGUUCAUUCGAAAUCCAGAACCAUCCAAAACUAAAGGACGUCCGAAAGGGAAAAGACUAGGUGGAGGAGUUGAGGUUGCUAAGGAACCAAGAAGAUGUCAUGUGCCGAAUUGUGGUGGAACAAACCACGAUUCAAGGAAUUGCCCAAACAAAAAAAGGCAUAUUGAAGAAUCCAUUGUUAAUUCUCCCAUCAAGACACAGAAGGGCUGGAAAUGA